AAUUAAUCUUUUAUUAGAAAUAAAUAUUUAAAAAAUUUAAAUAACUUGUGGCUAAUAAAUAAAAUUAGAAGUGCUUUAAAAAAAAAAACAAGAAUUUGUAAAAAUUUCAAUUUUCCUAUUUGUAAGAAAAUAAAGAUCAUAGGACUACGUCAUCGUAAAAAUAUUUCUCGACCUUAGGCAGCCAUUUUAAAAUUUUCAAAAAAAAAAAAAAUCAAUACUUUAAUAGUAAUACAUAAAAAAUUCAACUCAAAGGAAACAACACGGCAACUCAAAUUUAUUUUAAGAAAUUAUAAAUCGAACCAGGAAGACAGGGAAGGGUAUAAAUUUGAUCAAAAGUAAAAGUGAAAAAACAUACAAAAUGGAACAGUUCACACCAAAAGAAGUGAAAAUACUUGAAACAGUUGAAGAUAUCCAAGAAAGACGUGAACAAGUUUUGUCACGCUACAAUGAAUUCAAAAUUGAAACACGACAAAAACGUGAAAAACUUGAAGAUUCCCGACGUUUCCAAUAUUUUAAAAGGGAUGCAGAUGAACUUGAAAAUUGGAUUAAUGAAAAAUUGCAAGCGGCUAGUGAAGAAAGUUAUCGCGACCCAACAAAUUUGCAAGCUAAAAUUCAAAAGCAUCAAGCAUUUGAAGCAGAGGUGUCAGCUCACAGUAAUGCAAUAGUUGCUUUAGAUAAUACUGGACAAGAAAUGAUAAAUCAAGGUCACUUUGCUUCUGAAACUAUCCAACGUCGUUUAGAUGAAUUACAUCGUUUAUGGGAGUUGUUAUUACGUCGUUUGGCUGAAAAAGGUCAAAAGCUUCAACAAGCUCUUGUUUUAGUCCAAUUUCUUCGUCACUGCGAAGAGGUUAUGUUUUGGAUUAAAGACAAAGAAGCUUUUGUAACUGCUGAUGAAUUCGGUCAGGAUCUUGAGCAUGUAGAAGUUUUACAACGGAAAUUCGACGAAUUUCAAAAGGAUAUGGCUUCCCAAGAAUAUCGUGUUACAGAAGUAAAUCAGUUGGCUGAUAAAUUAUUACAAGAUGGCCACCCCGAGCGCGAUACAAUAACCAAAAAAAAGGACGAGUUGAAUGAAGCAUGGCAAAGAUUGAAGCAGCUUGCAAUCGUUCGCCAAGAAAAGUUGUUUGGUGCACAUGAAAUUCAACGAUUUAAUAGAGAUGCAGAUGAGACCGUUGCGUGGAUAUCAGAAAAAGAUGUGGUUUUAUCUUCAGAUGAUUAUGGUCGGGAUUUAGCAAGUGUUCAAGCUUUGCAACGCAAGCAUGAAGGUGUUGAGCGGGAUCUUGCAGCUUUAGAAGAUAAAGUUUCAACAUUGGGCGCUGAAGCUCAACGUCUAUGCUCCAUUCAUGCUGAUCAUAGUGAUCAAAUUCGAGAUAAACAAGCUGAGAUAGCAAAUUAUUGGCAAUCUCUAACAACUAAAGCAAAAGAACGCAAACAAAAACUUGAUGAGUCCUAUUUUCUACACAGAUUCCUCGCCGAUUUUCGUGAUUUGGUAUCAUGGAUAAAUGGUAUGAAAGCCAUUAUAUCCGCUGAUGAGCUAGCUAAAGAUGUUGCUGGAGCAGAAGCCUUGCUUGAAAGACAUCAAGAACAUAAAGGGGAAAUUGACGCUAGAGAGGACAGUUUUAAAUUAACUACUGAAGCUGGACGCAAGCUUUUGGAUCGUGAGCAUUACGCUGCUGCGGAAAUUCAAGAAAAACUUGCGGCUUUAGAAAAUGAUAAAAGCUCAUUAUUAUCAUUGUGGGAGGACCGUAGGAUCUUAUAUGAGCAAUGUAUGGAUUUGCAAUUAUUUUACCGUGAUACCGAACAAGCUGAUACCUGGAUGGCAAAACAAGAAGCCUUUUUGGCUAAUGAAGAUUUGGGUGAUUCACUUGACUCUGUAGAGGCUUUAAUAAAAAAACAUGAGGAUUUUGAAAAAAGUUUGGCAGCCCAAGAAGAAAAGAUCAAAGCUCUUGAUAUAUUUGCCACGAAAUUGAUUGAUGGGCAACAUUAUGCUGCUGAUGAUGUCGCCCAGCGCCGUCAAAUGUUAUUGGCACGUCGUUCUGCGUUGCAGGAAAAAUCUGCCGCUCGCCGCCAGCUUCUGGAAGAUUCAAACCGAUAUCAACAAUUUGAACGGGAUUGUGAUGAAACCAAAGGGUGGAUCAGUGAAAAACUCAAAUUUGCUACUGACGAUAGUUAUUUAGAUCCAACAAAUUUAAACGGAAAAAUGCAAAAACAUCAAAACUUUGAACACGAACUUAAUGCUAACAAAUCAAGAAUAGAGGACAUUACUACAGUUGGAACUGAAUUAAUUAAUAAACAACAUUAUGCUUCGGAUCAAAUUAAUACUCGCAUGCAGGAAAUAGUAGUUUUAUGGGAAACCUUAGUUCAAGCAUCAGAUAAAAAAGGUUGCAAACUUCAAGAAGCAUCUCAACAGCAACAAUUUAAUCGGACAAUUGAAGAUAUUGAAUUAUGGUUAAGUGAAAUCGAAGGACAAUUGCUUUCAGAAGAUCAUGGAAAGGACUUGACAUCUGUUCAAAAUUUGCAGAAAAAACAUGCCCUAUUGGAAGCCGAUGUUAUGGCACAUCAAGAUAGAAUUGAAGGUAUAAAUGUGGCUGCGAACAAAUUUAUUGAAUCCGGCCAUUUUGACGCAGAUAACAUUCGCAAUAAGGAACACAACUUAUCUACUAGGUAUGCCGCCUUAGCAACGCCUAUGGCUGCACGUAAACAACGUUUGUCAGAUUCAUUACAUGUGCAACAACUUUUCCGUGAUCUGGAAGACGAAGCCGCAUGGAUUCGUGAAAAGGAACCAAUCGCUACUUCAACUAAUAGAGGUCGAGAUUUAAUUGGGGUUCAAAAUUUAAUUAAAAAACAUCAAGCUGUUUUGGCCGAAAUUAAUAAUCACGAACCCCGUCUUAUCAAUGUAAUUCAAGCCGGAGAACAGAUGAUUAAAGAUCAACCAUAUGCGAGUGAAGAAAUAAAACAGAGAGUUGAUGCCCUUAGGGAUCAAUGGAAUGCAUUAAAAGAAAAAACUCUUCAAAGAAAACAAGAUCUUGACGAUUCAUUACAAGCUCAUCAAUAUUUUGCAGACGCUAAUGAGGCUGAGUCAUGGAUGCGCGAAAAGGAACCGAUAGUUUCGAGCGUUGAUUAUGGAAAAGAUGAAGAUUCUUCCGAAGCUUUAUUGAAAAAACAUGAAGCAUUAGUUUCUGAUUUAGAAGCUUUUGGAAAUACAAUACAAGCACUGCAAGAACAGGCGAAAAAUUGUCGGCAACAAGAAACACCAGUGGUUGACAUUACCGGCAAAGAAUGCGUGGUUGCUUUGUAUGAUUAUACUGAAAAAUCUCCUCGAGAGGUUUCUAUGAAAAAAGGUGAUGUUUUAACUCUUUUGAACUCAAAUAACAAGGAUUGGUGGAAAGUUGAAGUUAAUGAUCGGCAAGGCUUUGUUCCAGCUGCGUACAUCAAAAAAAUUGAGGCUGGGCUUAGCGCUAGCCAGCAAAAUUUGGUUGAUGGGCAUUCUAUUUCAAAACGUCAAAGUCAAAUAAAUUCCCAAUAUGACAAUUUGUUAGCUUUAGCCCGUGAACGUCAAAAUAAACUGAAUGAGACGGUCAAAGCAUACGUUUUGGUGCGCGAGGCAGCUGAUUUGGCUGCGUGGAUAAAAGAUAAAGAAACGCACGCUCAAGUUGUUGAUGUCGGUGAAGAUUUGGAAGAAGUUGAAGUUCUGCAGAAAAAAUUCGACGAUUUCAAUGGAGAUUUGAAAGCAAAUGAAGUUCGUUUGGCCAAUAUGAAUGAAAUUGCAGUUCAAUUAACUUCUUUAGGUCAAACAGAAGCUGCAUUGAAAAUUCAAACACAAAUGCAUGAUUUAAAUGAGAAAUGGACCAAUUUGAAACAAUUAACAACUGAAAAAGCAGCUCAGUUAGGUUCUGCACAUGAAGUUCAGCGUUUUCAUCGAGACAUUGAUGAAACAAAAGAUUGGAUAGCUGAAAAGGAAAACGCUUUGAAUAAUGAUGAUUUAGGUAAAGACCUAAGAUCCGUCCAAACACUCCAAAGAAAACAUGAAGGGAUUGAGAGAGACUUAGCUGCUUUAAGAGAUAAAAUAAAACAACUUGAUGAUACUGCUAAUCGCCUAAUGCAAUCCCAUCCUGAUACUGCUGAACAAACUUACACCAAACAAAAGGAGAUCAAUGAAAUGUGGGAUCAAAUUAUCACAAAAGCAACGGCACGCAAGGAAAAAUUAUUAGAUUCGUAUGAUCUUCAAAGAUUUUUGAGCGAUUAUCGAGAUCUUUUGGCAUGGAUUAAUUCUAUGAUGGGCCUUGUCACUUCCGAAGAAUUGGCCAAUGAUGUUACUGGCGCAGAAGCGCUUAUUGAACGUCAUCAGACUCAACGUGCUGAAAUUGAAUUCAUUUGCGGGCAAAAUAAUAGUUUACCAGAGGAGCAUCGUACUGAAAUUGAUGCUCGAGCUAGUACCUUUGCUGCUUUUGAACAGUUUGGUAAUGAGUUACUUCAGGCAAACCACUAUGCGUCAAAUGACAUCAAAAACAAAAUUGAUGAUUUGGCCAAAGCACGUGAAGAACUUGAAAAAGCUUGGACCGAGCGGCGAUUGCAAUUAGAACAAAAUCUAGACCUACAGCUUUACAUGCGUGAUUGCGAACAAGCUGAAAAUUGGAUGUCGGCUAGAGAAGCAUUCGUUACUGCCGAUGAAGUUGAUUCAAAAGGCGAUAACGUUGAAGCUCUUAUUAAAAAACAUGAAGAUUUUGAUAAAGCCAUUAAUGGUCAUGAAGAAAAAAUUGCUGCUUUGCAAGUAUUAGCUGAUACACUGAUUGUGCAAAAUCACUAUGCAAGUAACUUAAUUGAUGACAAACGUAAAGAAGUACUUGAUAGAUGGCGUCAUUUGAAAGAAGGUUUAAUUGAAAAACGAUCACGGUUGGGAGAUGAACAAACCUUACAACAAUUUUCGAGGGAUGCCGACGAAAUCGAAAAUUGGAUAGCUGAAAAAUUACAGCUGGCUACGGAAGAAAGCUAUAAGGAUCCGGCCAAUAUUCAAUCUAAACAUCAAAAACAUCAGGCAUUCGAAGCUGAGUUGGCAGCAAAUGCUGAUAGAAUUCAAAGUGUUUUAGCUAUGGGUGGUAACUUAAUUGAUAAAAAGCAGUGUAGUGGCUCUGAAGAUGCAGUGCAAAAACGGUUAACACAAAUUGCUGACCAGUGGGAAUACUUAACUCAAAAAACUACCGAAAAAUCUUUGAAAUUAAAAGAAGCUAAUAAACAAAGGACAUAUAUCGCUGCUGUUAAAGAUUUAGAUUUUUGGUUGGGUGAAGUUGAAAGCCUUUUAACCACAGAAGAUUCAGGAAAAGAUUUAGCUUCAGUCCAAAAUUUAAUGAAAAAACAUCAGUUGGUUGAAGCAGAUAUUCAAGCUCAUGAAGAUCGUAUUAAAGAUAUGAAUAAUCAAGCUGAUUCUUUAGUAGAUAGUGGUCAGUUUGACAGCGCUGGUAUUCAGGAGAAGAGACAGUCAAUAAAUGAACGUUAUCAACGUGUUUGCAAUUUGGCUGCACAUCGUCAAGCUCGUUUGAAUGAAGCAUUAACCUUGCAUCAAUUCUUCCGCGAUAUUGCUGAUGAAGAAAGUUGGAUUAAAGAAAAGAAACUUUUAGUUGGAUCCGAUGAUUACGGAAGAGACUUGACUGGUGUCCAAAAUUUGAAGAAAAAGCAUAAGCGUUUAGAAGCUGAGUUAGGUUCUCAUGAACCAGCUAUACAAGCAGUUCAAGAAGCUGGAGAGAAAUUAAUGGAUGUUUCUAAUUUAGGUGUGCCAGAAAUUGAGCAGCGACUUAAGGCGCUUAAUCAAUCCUGGGCUGAAUUGAAGAAUUUAGCAGCUACUCGUGGACAGAAGCUGGAUGAAUCUUUGACAUACCAACAAUUUUUGGCUCAAGUUGAGGAAGAAGAAGCUUGGAUAACUGAAAAACAACAAUUAUUGUCUGUCGAUGAUUAUGGUGAUUCUAUGGCUGCAGUCCAAGGCUUGCUUAAAAAACAUGACGCAUUUGAAACCGAUUUUGCAGCCCAUCGUGAUCGUUGUUCAUUAAUAUGUGAUCAAGGUUCUCAAUUAGUUGAAGCAAAGAACCAUCAUGGUGAUUCGAUUGCACAACGGUGUCAGCAAUUGAGAAAUAAAUUAGAAAAUCUUAAUGCUUUAGCAGCACGAAGAAAGGGUGCAUUAUUAGACAAUUCAGCUUAUUUGCAAUUCAUGUGGAAAGCUGAUGUGGUCGAAAGUUGGAUUGCUGAAAAAGAAAAUUAUGUAAGAUCUGAAGAAUAUGGCAGGGACUUGUCAACUGUUCAAACGUUGUUAACAAAACAAGAGACAUUUGAUGCCAGUCUUGCUGGUUUUGAACAAGAGGGUAUUCAUAAUAUAACAGCACUUAAAGAUCAAUUAAUAAACGCUAAUCAUGCACAAUCACCCGCAAUAUUGAAACGGCAUGAAGAUGUUUUAACCCGAUGGCAAAAGUUACGUGCUGCUUCCGAUGCACGUAAAAAUCGUUUAUUAGCAAUGCAAGAUCAAUUCCGGCAAAUUGAAGAAUUAUAUUUAACAUUUGCUAAAAAGGCUUCUGCUUUCAAUUCAUGGUUUGAAAAUGCUGAAGAAGAUUUAACUGAUCCAGUACGAUGCAAUUCUAUUGAAGAAAUACGUGCACUACGUGAGGCACAUGCCCAGUUUCAAGCUUCUCUAUCAUCGGCGGAAGCCGAUUUUAAGGCUUUAGCGGCCCUUGAUCAGAAAAUUAAAAGUUUUAAUGUUGGUCCAAACCCAUACACUUGGUUUACAAUGGAGGCUUUAGAGGAAACUUGGAGAAAUUUGCAGAAAAUUAUUGAAGAACGCGACGGUGAGCUGGCAAAAGAAGCUCAACGACAGGAAGAAAAUGAUAAAUUACGUAAAGAAUUCGCUAAACAUGCUAAUCUAUUCCAUCAAUGGUUGACAGAAACAAGGUUUUACAUGCUCGGUUAUAAUAAAUAUGGAACUUCAAUGAUGGAAGGUUCAGGUUCAUUAGAACAACAACUUGAAGCACUUCGAAUCAAAGCAACAGAAGUUCGCGCACGUCGUGGGGAUUUAAAGAAAAUUGAAGAAUUGGGUGCUCUUCUUGAAGAGCAUCUCAUUUUGGAUAAUCGGUACACGGAACAUUCAACAGUGGGUUUAGCUCAACAAUGGGAUCAAUUAGAUCAAUUAUCAAUGAGAAUGCAACACAACUUAGAACAACAGAUCCAAGCUAGAAAUCAUUCCGGUGUAUCAGAAGAUUCCCUAAAAGAAUUCUCGAUGAUGUUUAAACACUUUGACAAAGACAAGAGUGGCAAAUUAAAUCACCAAGAAUUCAAAUCGUGCUUACGAGCUCUUGGUUACGACUUACCUAUGGUAGAAGAAGGACAACCAGACCCUGAGUUUGAGGCUAUAUUAGAUAUAGUUGACAAUACGCGAGAUGGAUACGUAUCACUACAAGAAUAUAUCGCAUUCAUGAUAUCGAAAGAAACCGAAAAUGUUCAAAGUUAUGAAGAAAUCGAAAAUGCCUUCCGAGCUAUUACGGCUUCAGAUAGGCCAUACGUAACUAAAGAAGAGCUCUAUAGUAAUCUUACAAGAGAAAUGGCAGAUUACUGUGUUCAACGAAUGAAACCAUAUAACGACCCUAAAACGGGUCAUCCAAUAAGAGACGCACUGGAUUAUAUUGAUUUUACAAGAACGCUUUUCCAAAAUUAAGCUUUGCAGAAAAAGUCGAAUGAAGAAAUUUGUUGCGUUUUAUAAGAUCACAUUUUAAAUUUUAUAUUUAACUUUUAAUUAUAAGAAUAACUAUAAAAAUUCAUAUUUAAAUCAAAGAAAUAAUAUUUACAUAAAAGAAGCUUUUUUCUAUAUUUAUUUAUAUAUAUUUGCAUUUAAUGUACUUUGCUAAUUUAAAUAUUUUAAAAGGUAUUUUAAAGUGGUUGGUUUUAAAACAUAUAUGGCUGCUUCCAAUAACCAAGAAAAUUUCGCUUUUAAGACAUCUGCUAACAUAGGUUUGUCUUAGAGACUUAUCGUGGCUGAAAUUUGGUUGUAUAAGGAACUUUUUCCCGUCUUUUAAUAUACAAAUAAUGUUUUAAUAGAGCUUCUGAGAUACCACUUGAGAAAGGCGAAAUACAAAUUGAUUGUUUGAUUGUAAAGUAUAUAAACCCAAGUUAUUUAAAUAAAAAAUGUUUAAAUGCAUUAUAAAAUAUA
Messenger RNA from Condylostylus longicornis, 8179 nucleotides. It is a transcript of the gene alpha-Spec, whose product is annotated as spectrin alpha chain. NCBI's taxonomy places the organism in Eukaryota, Metazoa, Arthropoda, Insecta, Diptera, Dolichopodidae. The record is from RefSeq and is a predicted model, not a curated record. Bases 359 to 7687 code for a protein of 2442 amino acids. Gene Ontology annotation, molecular function: calcium ion binding; actin filament binding. Gene Ontology annotation, cellular component: plasma membrane; cell projection; cell junction. The transcript has 9 exons. Gene Ontology annotation, biological process: actin cytoskeleton organization.